Xiphias gladius (swordfish) is the source of this 3615-nucleotide messenger RNA. RefSeq names its product N-alpha-acetyltransferase 40, NatD catalytic subunit (gene naa40). Gene Ontology annotation, cellular component: nucleus. Gene Ontology annotation, molecular function: histone H2A acetyltransferase activity; histone H4 acetyltransferase activity; protein N-terminal-serine acetyltransferase activity. The transcript has 9 exons. NCBI's taxonomy places the organism in Eukaryota, Metazoa, Chordata, Actinopteri, Istiophoriformes, Xiphiidae. The coding region runs from base 239 to 958 and encodes 239 amino acids. The record is from RefSeq and is a predicted model, not a curated record.
GGAGGAAAGAAAAGGGCAAGGAAGAGACUUGUAAUAAAUUCAGCCUCGCAGUCUUGGCGCCAUUCAGACCUAAAGAGAAAUAAAAUAGUUGAAUUUUCAUUGAUUGUUUUAUCCAGGUUUGCGCCUAGCAGCUGCUCCUCUCAUAGCCAUCGUCACGAUACUAAUAACUCGGCACCAGCGAGGCACAGGGACAAUAGAGCCGUGUUUCUCCCGGGGACCGAUAAGACACAGCGGCAAAAUGGGGAGGAAGUCCAACAGAGCAAAGGAGAAGAAAGCCCGGCGCCUGGAGGAGAGGGCUGCUAUGGAUGCUGUCUGUGCUAAGGUGGACGCAGCCAAUAAGCUGGAUGACCCACUGGCUGCGUUCCCAGCCUUCAAAAAGUACGACAGAAAUGGGCUGAACCUGCAGAUAGAGUGUAAGAGAGUGACCUCCCUCAACCCACUGUCUGUGGAGUGGGCCUUCGAACUCACCCGAGCCAACAUGCAGACACUGUAUGAGCAGAGUGAGUGGGGGUGGAAGGAGAGGGAAAAGAGGGAGGAGAUGAACGAUGAGAGGGCGUGGUACCUUCUGGCCCGUGACUCUGACUCCGCCCCCGUGGCCUUCUCUCACUUCCGAUUCGACGUGGAGUGCGGAGAGGAGGUUUUAUAUUGCUACGAGGUGCAGUUAGAGAGCAGAGUGCGGAGGAAAGGACUCGGCAAGUUCCUCAUCCAGAUACUACAGCUCAUUGCUAACAGUACACAGAUGAAGAAAGUGAUGUUGACAGUUUUCAAACACAACCACGGGGCUUACCAGUUCUUCAGAGAUGCUUUACAGUUUGAGAUCGAUGACACUUCGCCAAGCAUGUCCGGUUGCUGCGGCGACGACUGUUCUUACGAGAUCCUGAGCCGGCGGACCAAACAUGGCGAGGCCUCGGCAGGACACACCCAUGGGGGCGGGCACUGCGGGGGCUGCUGCCACUGAUCCCGCUUCAGUUACACCUUUUAUGAUUGGUUAAAAGCCAGCAACUUUCAUGGCUGUGUGUGAAAGCUUGAGCUGCUUGCUAUUCUGCAAACAGUUAUGAGUUUGAACGGUCAUUUCUACGGCCGUUAAAAAUGAACCGAUGGUGGAAUACCUCGCUACAGAUAUUAAUGUUGCAUUAUGGAUUGAGAUUUAUGUGUCUUUUGUGUAUUCCUGCUACAAAAGCAGUAUGCAGUGUGAGCUUUCACACAUAGCCCCUGUUUGUCGUUUCCUACUUCUUGGUUCAAUGUCCAAGCCAUCUUUUUUCAUUCUCUUAUCCCACUUAAUGACUAUUAGUAGUUCCCUGUCCAGAAAAAGCUUUUUGCUGACGAUAUUUACCACCACACUCAACCUCAUCCCAUCUUGCUCUCAUUUCUUGAUGUGCUAUAAUGUAUUGAAUCAUUCUGCGGUUCUGCUUAAACUGUAGGUUGGGACAGAAAACCGGAUACUGGCCUUGGGCUGUAUUAUAGAAACUCAUUACCUCUGGUCAACGUCUCUCAAGUUUAAGGUAGAAUUUAUCUAAGUGGCAAAUUCUGCUAGGUUGAUAAAUCAUGAACUAACUCAAAUUACCAUGGAUACUAAGCAGGUAAGAUCAGUUCUGUAAUACAGCCUCUGUUUUCCUUGGGACCUGACACUGUGACUACUCGCUUGUUUCACUGAACCAGGGUCCCAGGAUUAGGCUGAAUGUACUCAAGUUUAGGUUCCCUUAAAAGCAGUCUGAGAAGCCCUGCUAUACUGUAACAUUACCUGUUGUAACACAAGUUAUAUGCACAUAUGGCUUGUGACUGCUUUUGUUACAAAAGCACUGCAGCUAGCAGCAACUGCACUGUUUAGAACCACAUUUGCCCGUGAUACUACUGUUACAUGAUUACAAUACACUAUUAGCACUAUCCAUCUUCUCUAUUCAGGUGAUACCUUAAAGGUAUAGACGUCUCCCCUGCUUUUAUUUUUUAUAACUUAUAAGACAUGAUGUCCAAGAUUGUCUUUUUCCUUAUUACGUCUUCUCCACUCUCCCAGUUGAAAUGAGUAAAAAAAAAAACUUUAAUCGUAUCAUCUGUUGCUGUAAAUAUGCAUCCAACCCAGAAAAUAACCCCAGUACAAUCCUCUUGCUCAUUCAAAUGUUCAGCUUGCUUUCAUAUUUCCUGAGCAGAGGUCCUGAUACCACAUUUUCCCUUGCUUGAGUUUUGUGAGAAAAAAAUCACAUCCUUCUCUAAUUUCUCCUGUUUAUUGUGCCUCCGCUCUCCCUCCAUGUCCUAAAGGUGCUGAACGAUGACUGCAGACUCAUAUUUAAGUCAACUUUGUACAAUUGCAUAACUCAUGCUUACCUCUUUGUUCACUUUGUUUCCAAGAGGUACUAAUGAUAAACAAGCCGAUGUUGACGCUACUUUUAGCUGUAUUUAAAAACUACUAAAACCAUCUUCCAUCCCUCCUCCUACAUAUUUUGUUAGCACGAGCAAAUCAUAUUGAUUUAACAUGGAUGAAAAUUGGUAGACAUCACCACUUCAUUAUAUGGCCAUCUGAAGCUGAUGAAUGCUAUUAACUUGGGGGAAGGAGCAUAGAUGAAUGAAUGGAUCGAUGGAUGAUAGAAGUAAUUACAGAGCACUGAAGGCAUUUUUAUGGUCGUUAUUCCUCCUUUCUCCUCAGUCGUGACAUGUUUUCCCAGCCCACUGUCAUUAGCUUGCAUGGCAAGAUUUAAAAAAUGUUGAACAAAACGCUCAGCUAAAAUCCGGAUUACACAACAGCAGUGCUGCUUCCGAUCAGUAGCUGCACUGUUUGAACCUGUAUCUAAAGUCCUCGUGGGGUUCAAUUUGCAUUACUUUAAUAUUUCAUACAAAUCUCCUAUGAAAGACUGCAUGUCAAAAGUAUGUGAAAGGGAGAGCUGUGUGAAAUUAAAAGAUAAUGCUGGGGUUUUGUAUUCCUUAAAGCAUCUUGGCACAAAGUCAGUACUGUAAGGUUUGGGUAAAGUCAUACUUUACAUCUGCUUCCCCAGAAUAAUCUUACUGCCAAGAUGCCUGUAGGAGUUCCACUGGGGAUUUUAGAUACCACUUUACUAGUCACCCUAGAAAGGCCGCUGUAACCACUUCAACCUUGUUGAUUCCAUAUCUGUUUACAAAACCUUCAGGGUAUUUUUGGACAGUUUCAAGUUCUAGUCGGCUGGGUUAGAGGCCCUAUCUAGAAACCACCGUAAAACCCUUUAAUUCCAGGACUGUAGUCAGUUUAUACAGAUUUUAUGUGCGGGCUGGAGGCGUGAAAAGAUAAAUCUUUACACUACUGUGGAUGCAAAUAUUCCUCUAUUUAAUGUGGCUGACAGGGCCAUAACUUGGUACGGUAUGAAAUGUUUUUAAAAAUCAGGUCACACUAAGGCUUGACUUGAGAUUUCAUACAGAUUAUUACCUGAUUGAGUAUGUGAAAACGGGGAGACUGAAAUAUGAAAUAGACACUUUCUUACAACCACAUAAAUACUGAAUUAAUCUGUGUUACACAAGAACAAAGAUGUAUUUACCACCAAAAAAACCCUUGUGGAUUACUAAAUCCAGAUCCUGGGGUGAAAGUUUUGGUUGUUUCCAGACUGGGUGGAGACAAUAAAAAAAAUUUCAUAUAAAAAAUAUUCAGCACCUGUA